This is a messenger RNA of Nezara viridula (southern green stink bug), 14101 nucleotides long. Lineage: Eukaryota; Metazoa; Arthropoda; Insecta; Hemiptera; Pentatomidae. The record is from the annotation of a GenBank genome assembly.
UUAAAUCAAAUAAAAUUUUGUAAUAAAACUAUUAAAGUUAGCUUUUAAGUAUAAUACUGAAAAAUGGAAUUGCCUAUAUAUUGAUUUAUAGUAAGAGGGGCAUAUCACUGACUGGGGGAGGUGUCAAAUUUUUGGUUGUGGUGUUAGAGGUUUUCUCUGAUGUAUCUUUAAAUUCCUGAGGAAUGCAGAAUAGUUCCUAAUCGUGGUCGCAACGAUGAAUAAGAUAUAGUAUCGCAUUAAAUUCUGUGCUUGAUAAAACCAAAUAACAUGAUGGAUCCAUACAUAAUAACUCCGGCUGAAAGAGCCCGUUUUGAACAACAGUUUAAUGCUUUGAAGCCUAUAAAUGGAAUCGUCACAGGAGAGCAAGCGAAAGGUCUUUUACUUCAGUCCCAAUUGCCUCCAGCAAUAUUGGGAGUUAUUUGGGCUUUGGCUGAUACUGAUGCUGAUGGAAAAAUGAACAUAAAUGAAUUUAGUAUUGCUUGCAAAUUAAUUAAUUUAAAAUUGAGAGGAUUCGAUCUUCCUAAGGCCUUACCACCUGCUCUUAAAAGUCUCGUUGAGCAUCCUCCUCCUCCAGUACAGUCAAAGCCGCCUAUUCCACCACUUCCAAAUUCUGGUUUAUUAAUGAUGGCCAAUGAACCUACUCCUAUCCAGCCAGCAGCCCUGGCGAAAACUAUCUCUCCUCCAUCGGGAAGACCGUCACCUGUUACUUCACCACCGUUGGUUGGUGGUCCUCCUCCCAAACCACCACAACCAUUGUUGCCCCCUCAAUCUGCUUCUCAAAUCCAAUCUCUGAUCUCAACACAACCUCAACUUCCACUUAUGCAGCCUAAACCCCCUCAGACGAUCAUUCCAUCACAACUCCCUCUUCAGACAGCACCUCUCAUUCCUGGAAUUCCUGGGGUACCUAGCCAGCCAGGUAUGACACCUAUGCCUAUUCCUAGUCAGCCAGGGAUGACACCCAUGCCACCAGCAGGUUCAACAGGACUCACAUCUGUAAUGCAGUCUGGUAUUCCUCCUGUUGCAUCUAUUACACCAGUUCAAGUUCCUCCUGUUGGAAUGGCUCCUAUGGCACCUGCAGCCAACCAGGUUGGCAUAUCUGCCAUGCCUACUUCUCUAGCAAACCAAAGCAGUAUUCCAGUGAUGACAUCUGCAAUUCAGCCAGGUUUCGCACAUCUGGCCGGUCAGCCAUCAUUAAUGACUAGUCAAACAGGAAUCUCAUCGACCGUGGUUCCGCCUACUACUCUCAGUGGUCUUACAACUACCCAGUCGAGCCCACCGACACAGCCUACUCCUCCAACUCCUCCAAUAGCUGUGGCUACAUCCCAGUCUUCAUUAGAGAGGGUUUUGUCACUUGAUUCACCACUUGGAAGUAGUUCACCUUUGGUGGAAUGGGCUGUUCCUCAAGCUUCUAAGUUAAAAUACACUCAGUUGUUUAACACGACUGACAAAGCACGCUCAGGGUACCUCACCGGGCCGCAGGCAAGGACUAUACUGUUAGCUUCGAAGUUACCACAACCAGUGCUUGCACAAAUAUGGGCUCUGGCCGAUACUGAUGCAGAUGGAAGACUGUCUUGUGAAGAAUUUGUUUUGGCUUUACAUUUAUGUGAUUUGGCAAGAGCUGGUGAAACUCUACCAUCAAGUUUACCUCCAAACCUGGUGCCGCCUACUCUUCGAAGAGUCAGGAAUAACAGUCUUACUUCCUCUGAACAAGGAGAUUUAAGUGCAACUGGCAUAAAUCAAGUUACCUUUGAAGACAAGAGGAAAGAAAAUUUUGAAAAAGGUCAGGCUGAGCUAGACAGACGGAGGAAAGCACUGCUAGAAAUCCAAAGGAAAGAACAAGAAGAAAGAGAAAGGAAAGAGAGGGAAGAGCGAGAAAAACAGGAAAAAAUUAGAUUAGAACAAGAAAAGAAAAGACAAGAAGAAUUUGAAAGACAGCUAGAAAAACAGAGAGAAAUAGAAAAGGCCAAAGAAGAAGAAAGGAGGCGAGCGCAAGAGCAAAGAGAAGCUGCAAGAAAAGAAAUGGAGAGACAGAGACAGCUUGAGUGGGAAAAACAACGGUUACAAGAACUCCAAACACAAAGACAAAAACAACAAGAAUUAGUUCUAAGUUUAAAAGCCAAAAGCCAGGCUUUAACAAUUGAACUUUCACAGAAGGAAGAUAAAGUGAAAGAAUUAUCUAAACAAAUAAGUGAAACGAGGUGUGGAGUAACAUCUGUAAAAUCAGUGAUUGAUGGAAUGCGUGUAUCCAGAGAUCAAAAUUUAGCAGAAUACAAUAGCCUUAAAGCAGUAAUCAAACAGCGUAAUGCCCAGACCCUGGCCUUAAGUCAACAGAAAGCCAAGCUUGAAGCAGCUGGCAAACUGGGCAAAGAGGAAAAGGAAAAAGAACAAGCGGCAUUUGAUGAUAAAGCAUUGAUCAUCAAAAACUUAAAAGACAAACUGAAAGAUAUGGAAGAGCAGGCAAAACAAAAAGAAAUUGAUGUUGAAAACAACAGUUCACAGCUUGAAAAGUUGAAAGAUGAACUGUCUGCUUUAUUAAAAAAUUGUGAAGAACUAUACUCAGCAUAUGAUGAAAAAAGAAAUAAUUACAUGAAGAUAAAAGGCAUAAAUAAAUCUUCAGUUAUUAAUAAUGAUGAUGCUUGGGGUACAUCUGCUUGGGAUAACACGCCUUCCUCGGCAGCAUGGCCUGAUGAAACACAAGAAACUCCAGGAUAUUCUAGGUACCGUGCUCUUUAUGAGUUUGUUGCACGAAACAGUGACGAGCUCUCAUUUCAACCAGGAGAUAUCAUUUUGGUUCCUAUUAACCAAAAUGCCGAACCCGGGUGGAUGUCUGGUGAAUUGAGAGGUCAGACUGGUUGGUUUCCAGAAACUUAUGUAGAGCCGCUAUCUGGGUUCAAUGGAUCUUCAGAUAUUAUUCCUACUUCUAUAACUCCUAAAACACCUUUAGAGGGGAUAGUUGAAGUUGCAGAAAGUGAUACAGGCUCAGUUAUCGAGGAAGGCCCAUCACUGCCUACGGGCCUCAAUCCUAUUUUAGGUUUAGGAAAAGCAGUAGAUUUAAUGGCAAGGGCUGCCUACACCUUUUCAGCUACUCAAGGAUCCCAGCUUUCAUUCCUCAAAGGGGAUCUUAUUAGUGUAUCUGAAAUUCAGGACCAAUGGUGUUACGGGCAAGUUAACCUUGCAGAAGGUUGGUUUCCUAAAUCUUAUGUUGUUUUUGAAGAGACUGCACCUGCUGUAUCAGCUGUUUCCCCAACGGUUCAAGAGACUCCUAGUACUGGUGAUUAUUACAUAUCAUUAUACCCUUAUCAAUCUGAUGAAGUUGGCGAUUUGACUUUCGAUCAGGGCGAGGUUAUAUUAGUGACUGGUAAAGAUGGAGAUUGGUGGACUGGUCAGAUUGGAGAUAGGUCUGGAAUAUUCCCUUCCAACUAUGUUCAAACUUACGAUGCCUCUUCUCAGAAUACACAGUUUAAUUCUCAGCCUGUCGAAGAGCCAAAGAAGGAACCUGUUAUUGUGGAAGAACCAGUGAUUGAGAAGAAAGUGUCCCCAGUUACAGCUGAACCGCCACCACCAAUUCAGGGUGGGAAAAGCAGGAAGCCUCUAAUCGCUACCGUGAUCGUACCAUAUCAAGCUACAAGUAAAGAACAAUUAAGCUUGCAAAGGGGCCAAUUAAUAAUGAUUAGGAAGAAGACCACUACAGGAUGGUGGGAAGGAGAGCUUCAGGCUAAAGGAAAAAAGAGGCAAGUUGGUUGGUUCCCAGCUUCAUAUGUGAAGCUUCUUGGUGCCAGUGGUAAAACUUCACAACCUCAAUCUCGGAAAUCUUCAGAGUCUGGAUUAACGGACACUCUUCUUGAACGAGUCGUUGCAUUGUACCAAUACACAGCUCAAAAUGAAGAUGAGCUGAGCUUUGAGAAAGGUGACAUAGUUACUGUUCUUGCGAAGGACGAGCCUUCGUGGUGGAAGGGUGAACUGAACGGAGCAGUUGGACUCUUCCCCAGCAACUAUGUCGCUCCUCAAUUGAUUAUUUUUGUUAAUCACACAUUAAGGAAUUAAGCAUGUUGACUGAAUAUGGAGUGAGUACUUGACACAUGUGGAUUACAAAGGCAUCAAAGAUUGUAGACAACGAAAAAAUUUUAAAAUUACUUUUUAAUAUCUUUUCUGUGUCGAUAUAUUCUUUCAAUAAAAUCAUAACUUUUAUAUUUUGUAUUUAAUUUUUGAAUGUAAAUAUUAUUUAUUAAAAUAAAUUUGUAAUUAUUUAUAAAAAUAUUUUGUUUUACAAUUCAGUGACGGUUCUUGGCUAGUGAUAAGAGGGGUUUACACAAAUAAAAUUUAACAAAACAGUUCUCAGUGUAAAGCAUGCAGAUUCCAAACAAUAAGUAGGCAUUAAAAAGGCUUAUUUUAUGCAGCAUCAUUUUGAGCUGGGAAAUAAUAAUAAAUUAUUUCUUUUUUUUAACAAGUUAAAAAUAUUUUUUUUAAAAUCUCCUCCUGACUAUGUAGUUACUGUCUGUUAAAAUGAUGGUGUUCUUUUCUGUUGAUUUAUUCAUUCUCAAAUAAAUACUUUUUCAUAUCAUUUUUUGUAUUUUGAAGUAAUUUUCUUUUUCUUUUAUAAAACUAGAAGAAUCGUGAGCUCAUGAGUACACAUGGAUUAACUGACAUUGCUACAAUUUUAUCCAUCUUAUUUUUCUCAUAAUGGGGUUUAACUUAUAAUAGUAUAUAGUAAUUCUAACUUUAUUUAUUAUUUAUUAUAAUAUUGCUUUGAAAUUUUCUUCCAAGUUUGCUUAAUUCUAUAUUCCAGAUUUUAUUUACUUUUUUUUAUUACUUUAUUAUGAAUAUUUUAUCAAAAUGUCAUACUUUUAUGGAUUUUGACUGAUUUUCAGACUGAUUUUGAUGGAUGUAGUCAAGUCAGACACGUUUCUUAAACUUUAUUUACUUUUGUGUUUUUCACCUAUUGUUAGCUUUUCAAUAUUUUGGAAUUUUCAAUAAAAUUAUUAUAAUUAAUCAAAUCAGGUUAGAAAGGAUAUGGCGUGUACCAUUAUUAAGCUUAACAAAUCAUGAUUUUCUCAUCUUGAUCUCAUGUUUUAUUUUAAUGAAUUAACUUUUUAUUUACAAAAAUACUUCCUUCUUGUGCAAUACAUUGUAGAGAACAAUGACCUAUAAGGCAUCCUGCUGCUGUCCAUCCUAGCCAUGUGGUCUAACGAUUUUAUGUGUCUAGUUUUAACAAAAUGAACUAUGUCACCACUAUUAUAUAGUUCAUAUAGUUGUGAAUUUUUUUGACACCUCCACAGGUCUCUUCACAAACAGCUCCAUAAAUUCUUCUCAACAUUUUUCUUUCAAAAAUAUUCAGCAUACUAAUUGUGCUUGUACAAAGGGUCCAUGUCUCCGCUGGAUAAGUCACAAUAGGUCUUAUAUAAUCUUAUCUUUAUUUCUCCUGAGGAGCGAUGAUUAAAAAAAAUUUAGGUUGGCAUAGUACGUCCGGUUUCCAUCCAUGAUCCUCUUGCUUACCUGAGCAGCAAUUUUAUUUUCAGAAUUCACUUCCACCCCCAGGUACGUGAAUGUUUUAACACACUCAAAGGUAAGACUACAUAUUUCAAUGCUCUGAGGGCCAGCCUCAUUGUCGGUCCUGAAAUACCUACAUGUAUUUUGUCUUCUCUUGAUUAAUUUCCAGCCCAACAUUUUCACUUUUGGCUUUCAAUAUUGCAAAUACUUUCCUUAUUGACCUCAAAUUCCUGCUAAUUAGGCAUGUAUCGUCUGUGUAAGCGCAUAUUUGCACCAUUGCGUUAAGUAUGCAACCAGGUGAAUCCAGUUUUUUCAAAACAUUAUUAAGUGCAAUAUUAAAUAAUGUUCCAGAGAAAGCAUCCUCUUGCCUAACCCCAGCCUUCAUUUGAAAGUUAUUAAUUUUUGUGGAAUUUGGAAUUCAUGUAUUAAGGCAUUUAUUAAUUUGCUUCUUAUCACUCUAUCGACAGCUUGUCGGUAAUCUAUGAACAACAUCCUAUAUUGCAGGCCAAUCCUACAUUCCCAGGCUUUUUGCAUUAGCUGCCUCAUUACAAAAACUUGGUCAGUUGUUCCUCUCACCUUGCUAAAUCCACACUGGUAUUCCUCCAGUUUGUUCUCAGCAAAUACGUUGAGCCUCACAGAGAGGAUGUUAGAAAAUAUUUUAUAGGCUACUGCUAAUAGGGAAAUUCCUCUGUAAUUUUCGCAUUGGAGUUUAUCUCCUUUUUUAUAUAUCGGGCAUAUUAGACUCGUGCACCACUCCUCAGAAAUGAUUUCACUACUCCAAACAUCCUCCAACAGUAAAUGUAUUUGACUUAUCAAUUCUUCUCCUUCAUAUUUAAAGAAUUCUGCAACCAACAUAUCUUCCCCAGGUGCUUUGUUAUUUUUUAAUUUUUCAAUCGUUUCGGCCACCUCUUCUAUUGACAAUGGCUCCAGAUCAUCAAUACACCUUGGCUCAUCACUGCCAGCCAUACAUUCAUUAUUCACUGUUAGAGUUAGGCAAUUCUGUGUAGUGCUCUUCCCAUCUACUCUAGAACUAGAAAAUUUUGAAAAAUCUAAAACUAGAAAAUCUAGAACUCGGGGGUUCUCAAAUACCACACCAUUUUUAUUUUUGCAUCCAUUUAUUUUUUACUGAAAUCCCUGACUCAUACACUUUACUGCUCCAUAAAAUUUCCUUGUCUCAUUUGUUGCUCUGGAUUUCUCAAUCUGCUCUAUUUUUCUUUUCAUAAAAUUAAGUUUCUUAUUUCAAAUAUCAUUCUUUGCUUUGUUCCUACUUUCUCUAUAUGCCACAGAGAUUUUUCUUGUAGGGUGGUGCAACAUUGCCAUUCUGCACUGAUUUCUUUUACGCAGGAUCUCAAGGUAUUCGGCAUCAAACCAUUCCUCAUUCUUUUGCCUACUCUUCCCGCCUAUAUCCUCCUCUGCUGACUUUUCAAUAGCUCCUAUAAUUCUCUUCCACUUUUAGUCCACACAUUCCUCUCCUUUAUCUACCUUACUGUCUAUCAGAUUGAUAAUUGAAGUUACAUGCCUUUUCUGAACCAAUACAUGAUUAAUUUGUGUUAUUGCUCCAUAUGGGGAUUUCCAUGUUCCUAAAUGUAUAUUUCUUUGUAGGAAAGUAGUGCUUCUUAUGACCAUAUUAUUGUCUUCCGCAAACUGACAAACAAGCUUUCCAUUAUCAAUUGUCUCACUAGGAAUCAUGAAUCAACCAGAUACUGCAUUAAGAAAGCUUUCUUCUCCCAUUUAUGCACUCAAAUCACCCAAAACAAUUUUCACAUCAUAACGUGGAGGUGCCAAAAAUGUUCUUUCGAGAUCCCGAUAAAAGUUGAGUUUUACCUUGUCCUCACUGUCUUCAGUUGAAUUAAUACAUAGCUAUUAAGGUAACAUUCCAAAAUCUUUCCCUCAGUAUCAUUUUCAGCCUGCAUUAACCGUCUCAAAUGAUAAUAUACACCAUCUCCCUUUUCCUGCCACAAUGAAUCCAGUACCUUUUCUUCCUUUCUUGACAUUCUCACUAUUAAACAUCAUCGUAUAAUCUUUCUUGCCAAUUCUGCCUUGCCCAUUUCAUCAUAUUUCUUUUAAAGCUAAUAUAUCUAUUUGAUAUUGUAAUAUCUGCUCCGAUACCUCUACCAUCUUCCCAAGCUGGAAUAUCGGACGGAUAUUACAUGUAGCAACAGUUAAAUCCAAAUCCAAGUUCCUUUGUCUUUUGUCUUUAUUUCCAUCUAACUUGCUAUUUUUAGGUUUAUUAAUGGGUUGAUUUUUUUACAAGGUGAGGUUGGCUCCACGCCCAAUACCCGACCUGGAGGUCCAGGUCAUUUGAUUUUGGGGUUUCUGUCCCCUAGUCUGGUUGCUUUCACCUCAGCUCAGAGUCCAUACCACUGUCAUCAUCAUUGGAUUAUGUGUUUUUGUCUAUUUUCCUUCGGAAAUAAUAGGCUAUUUGCAUUGUAUCGAAAGUCGUCAGCGGAAGGCGGGAUUGCGGUUUCUAUCUGUUUUGGAACUCCUACAUCACGAUUCUACAAUUUUUACAGAUGUCAGUUAUAUAUUUUUUUUCCGCUAUGUUUUGGCUUCUCAAGUGGGCACUAUUUGACCGAAUAAGCUGAAAUUCAGUAUAUAGAUUUGGUUCACAGGCGGAACGAUACUAUUAAAAUUUGGAAAAAUUUCCGCUUGUAAAAUCGUUUUUUCCUAUUUUUAAAAUAUGCGCAUCUCCACAUCUCCUUCUGACAAAGUGGGAAGAUUGAAAUUUUAUAUCUAUAUUAAGUUGGUGUUGGAGAGGUGCCUUUGAGGGUUCUUAUCAUCUGUCGCCAUUUUGUUUCAAGAUGGCAGUGGAAAACCUCAUUUCUCUAGAGUCUACAGCACUAAAAAGGCUGUAACAGUAUUAAUAAGAAUUUUCUUUAAGUAUUCCCUAUGAAACACUAUAAAUUUAUGAAUAUAACACACUUUCUUAAAAAUGGACCUGAAAAGCAGUAUUGAUGAAUUCAAAAUUACAUUUGUAAAUAACUCAAAAAGGGUACACUUUUUCUCCUUUUUGAGUAAGAACAAAUUUUGUAGACAUUUAAAUUUCCUGAACCAUUAAAAAACUUUCAUCAAAAUCCGUCCAAUAAUUACAAAAAUCUGUCAUACAGUUUCUUUAAGACAAAACAAUGGUCAGCUAUAGAGAAUUUGGUAAAUAUUUGGAACAACAUAUCUUUUUAACAAAUCGUCUUCCAUCCUCAAAUGAAACUUGGGACUCUUUUGAAGAAUCUUUUGGAUUUUUGGAUGGACUGAUGCAUGGGAUAAAAUCGACUUGUCUGAAGUCAUAAUGUAUUAUGGCCUAGUCAGGCCAUAAAUAAAUAGUGUAAUAUGUAAUAGUCACUUCACGAAUUUUAAAUAUUUGUAGACAAUAAAUUUUCUAACAAUUGACCUAGGUAUUUAAGUAGAUAUGCAGACACAUUUCCUUAAGAUGUAUAGAAUUAUUUCCAUAUUUUUUAAAUAAACAAAUUUUAUUAUUGUAACGUUCUUAGUUUUAUUAAUUAUUGACAAUUUGUAUUCAUCAUAGUGUGAUCAUAAACUUACACAUAACAUGAUAUGAAACCAACUUAAAGUUGAGAAUACUUAAAAUACUAUGAAAUAUUUAUUCAAUAAUUGUUUCAAAACAUUCAUCAGAUUUUAUUGAGUAAUUCGAAUCCUCAAAGUUAAGAAUCAGUCAAGCUGUUCGCUUGAAAAAUAGUUACACUCCUUUUAACGGACAGAUUAAACACAUUUUAUAAAAUAAUUUGUUAGUAUUUUUAGCUUGAACUGUUUCAAAACACUUAGAGGAUCUCACUGAAUAAUUUGAGUCAUACAACUAAAAAAUCGGUCCAGCCAUUUCUUCAAAACAUCUUAUGUAGCUAUGAGUGCUUAACCGAAACACAUUACCCUGCUUGUGGCUCUUAGAAUUGCACGCUUCCUUGGAUGUUGCCCAGAAAUGUUCACAUAACCAAUGUAUUCUCAUAAAGUCUAUGGUAAAUAAGGCUCAAAUUCGAAAGCACAUUUAAAAAUUUUCUGACAAUAUUUGCUGUACUGAGGAGAACUGAUUUCUACCCUUCUUUUAGUACUUUUACAAAUAGCUUCUAAUUCAGAACUGAAUUACUUAUUAUCAAUUUUUAGAACUGUACAGGGGUUUAGUAUGAUUUGUAAAUAUAGAUUGAUUCCAGAACAACUUGACAUUAUCGUUAUUAUUAUUAUUAUUUCUCUCUGAGACAAUUGCUUAUUUUUCAUCUAAUGAUAUUAACAGAAGAAUACCUCAAGGUGUUUUAAAAUUAAGAUUAAUUUAUAAACAUGAAAAAAACAGCAAUUCAUGACCUGUGUCCAUUAUUUAUAAUUGAAAUAAUACAAUUGUAGCAAUUGAAUUAUGCAUUAUUAUCAUUGGACUGGACAACGAACAAAUCACUAAAAAGGUAAUUGUUGUUGAUCAUAGAGGUAAACAUGUGAGGGGUGGACUGAAAACUCAAUGCAUGGGAAGAUUGAGGUAGAUUUGGUGGCAUUGGCAUCAAGCCUUUGGUUUUAGCAAGACCCAUUAUUAUUACUGUUUCUGAUAAAUAAUUUAGGACUCUUAAUCACAUUUGGAAGAUUCUGAAUUAAAUUUAUGUAAUGUGACAAAAAUAAAUUUUAAAAUAGUUUGGUGGUAUGAAUUAGUACAUACAUUUUUUCUUAAAUUUUUCUUGCCAGAUGUAUUUUUAUAGCCAAUUUUCUCUGUUAUCAGUAAAAAUGUUUUAAACAAAUUAGGUAUGAUUUGAAAGAGUUAAAUGUACUACUCUCUGACAGAUUAGUUUUAAUAAAUCAAUUUAUUUAAGAAUUAUAUUUUUCUUUUUUUAAAAGGUGAAAAUGGUCCUUCGAAGAGAAAUUUUGUUCCAAAGGAAGACAAAAGGCAACAGCAUAUAAAGGAAUUAAUAAUUACUGAGCAAGCUUACAUUGAUGACAUGUCAAUAGUUUAUGAUGUAAGUCAAUGAAUUAUAAUUAUUUUAUAUCAUAUAAGGAUUUAUAUCUAUUGAAUUUUAUGGGCAGUAUUUUUCAAUCAAUUUAAUUUAAUUUUUUUAAAUUUUUUGUUGCCAUACUGGUCUUCCUUCAUUGAUACUUGAAUGUGACAAACUUAAAGUAAUGAAACUACUCCUUGAUUCUUUUAUUUUAACUGUAUCAUAUGAAAUGCAUUGUACCACCGGGUACUCUAUGGACCAAGGGAGCAUUGGUUGGAAGCCAUACCUAGCGCGAGCCUUAACCGGCCUCCAACCUAACUCCCUGGACCGGGUACACCACCAAGAAUGCAGGCACACAACAGGUGCCCACGGAAUCAGACGAACACUACUACCAUAACUUCCGUCCACUCGCUGCACAUUGUACAAGAAGAUAGCCUGAACAACGUCAAGGCUAGCUGUGUCGUGCAGUGAGUAGUCGUAAACACAUCGACCGCCACGGCCAAACAGUGCAAGCACUCUCGCCGUCCACCCAUAGCGCCGCCGGGGCUCCGGCGACGCCCCGUAGUACCAAUUUAGUCGGGAAGCACUGCUUCCCUGACCUCAGAGCACGAUUGGUCUCAGGCUCCGCAAUCUUACGAUCGCUACGGCUUUACAUUGCCUGCCAAUGUACAGGAGGAUGCCUGCACCUCCGCAGUCAAUGAGGGACACGACUCAAACCUAAGGGUUCGAGACGAUGACCGUCCCUGGAUCAUAUGAAAUGCAGAAAGAAAUAAUAUUAUAUGAAAAAAUAAUGUGUUAUUACUUAGAAUGAUUUUGAAGAUGAGGAUGAUAGCCCAAUACUUUAGAUUUUCAAUGUGUUUUUUUCUAACAAAAUAAAUUCUGAAGGAAGGCUGCUUUGGCCAAAAAAAAAAAAAAAAAAAUUAAAAGAUGAGGAUUACGUAGAACAAAAUAAUUUAUCAAGUUAUAAAAUAUAUUAAUUAAAUGAUUACAUAAAAGUAGUGCUAUUGCUACUUAAAGAGUUUUGAAUUAUUGGGUAUUUCUGAUAUGAACUGAGGGGCAGGUUCAGAGAUAGUUUUUUUUAAGGGGAGACUUUCAAGAUAAUAGAAUUCGGGAGAAACAUAAACUUUUCUAUGGGAAAAAUUGUAAUACAUCAAUUAUCUAACUAUUUCAUGUCAUGAAUUAUUUAAAAUUGAUUUAUUAAGCAUAGACAAGGUAAUUAAUUAAUUUAGCAUCUAUGACAAUCGAUUUCUCAUAAGGUGUAAACUUUUUAAUUUUCCCUACCUAAUGAAUGACAAUUUAUUUAUUUUUCAUUAGUACUGGUACAAGUAUGUGUAUUUUGAACAGCUGUUUUUUUUUUCUCUAUGGUUAUUUUUGGAGAGAAAAUUUUCCUUAGUUCUCCUCCUGCGGAACUUCCAUCGGUAUUGACUAACAUCCAUAAUGGGCUUAGAGUACACUACUCAACGAGGGAGUAACAUUUUUUUUUUUUUUUUAUCAACAGUUAUACAAUUUAAGUGAUAUGGUUAAUAUUUAUGCUUAACCUCAAGCUUUUUCUUGCAGUUCAUUGAAGAUUCAAUAUUCACUUCGCUAAGAUUGGAUGUGUCUAAUUGGGAUUCCCAAUCCCAGAGGUGAUCCGUGGUUGCUAAAACAAAAAAUAACUGUUGUAUUAUAGUUUAACUUGAACCUCAGCCCGCUGGCUGUUAAGAGUUUUCGAGAGGCCAUUGAUUGAAAGCCGGCUUUUGACCAAUGAGCAACUGAGAACAAUUUUUAUAAAUUGGCAUGAUAUAUUGGAGUGCAAUUAUUCUUUCUUGCGUGCUCUAAGAGUGAGGAGAGAUAUGAGUAAAGGAGGGAUUAUCAGAACAAUUGGAGAUAUUCUCUGCGAAAAUCUUCCUCGCAUGAGGGUUUAUGUGCGCUUUUGUGGAUGUCAACUACGAGCUGCAGCUAUGCUCCAGACACUUAGCGAAACAAACAAGGACUUUAAUGCCUUAGCGAAAAGAUGCCAGUCAGAUCCAAAGACCAAAGGACUUCCCCUCAGUUCUUUUCUGAUUAAACCGAUGCAGAGGAUAACAAAAUACCCUCUUCUCAUAUCUAAGAUCUUGGAAUAUACUCCAAAAGAACAUUCUGAUAGGCAAAAUUUAGAAGAAGCUUUACAAAAAGCAGAAGACUUGUGUAGCCAGGUUAAUGAAGGAGUACGCGAGAAAGAAAACUCUGAAAGGCUGGAAUGGCUUCAGAGCCAUGUGCUCAGUGAUCGCCUUUCAGAACCACUCAUAUUUAAUUCUUUGACAAAUGCUGUUGGACCUAGGAAGUUUUUACAUUUUAGUGCCUUAACAAAAACCAAAAGUGGGAAAGAAUUGAUGGGUUUCUUGAUGAAUGAUUUCCUCUUGCUGGCCCAACCUAACAGGCCGUUAGGGGGUCAGUUCAGUUUUGAAAGACACCAGAAUGUUCUGUUUAGGAUAUAUAAACAGCCUUUGUUAUUGAGUGAUUUAAAUAUUGUUGGGAGCAUUGGAGAACCAAAUGGUGUUGAGUUUCGUCUUGAGUACAAUAAAACAAUAUUCAAUUUGAGUGCCACUUCACACAAUGAGAAGAAUCUGUGGUUAAAAAAGUUGACUUUAGCCCAAAAUGAACUGAAAGAACACGAAAGGGACAAAUUGAGAAGACAGCAGUCAAUUCAUCGUGAAGUAUUUUGCGAAGUCAGUAUGGGCAGUCAAGAAAGUAGAACACCUGCAGUACCAACACCGAAUGGUUCUGAUCCGAAAUGGAACACAUCCAUGCAGUUCUUGGUCAAAGACUUACAAGAAGAUGUUCUUUGUUUGACUGUCAAGGAUAAAGGCAAUUUCUCUCCUGAUGAAUUUCUCGGUCGUACUGAACUUUGUGUUUCUGAUAUUUUAAGUGCGAUUCGUUCUCAAGGCCAUGGACCAAUCACAAAAGUGCUUAAACUUCACGAGGUUCGUUCUGGUGAAGUGACACUCAAACUCGAUGUUCAUCUCUUCAACAUCUAUAAGAAAGAACCAAAAGCUAGUAAAGACAAUGAAAGACAACAGCAUUUAGAAGAAUUAAUUUCUACUGAAGAACGAUAUGUCUAUGACCUGAGAGUAGUUGACGAUUUGCCUCAAAUGCAGAUUUAUGUGGAGUUUUGUGCUCAUCAACGACGUGCUGUUGCACUGUUGCAUACACUUGGUGAAGCAAACAAGCACUUCAGAGCACUUCUGGAUAAGUGCCAGUCAGAUCCGAGAACCAAAGGGCUUCCUCUCAGCUCUUUUUUAAUCAAACCGAUGCAGAGGAUAACUAAAUACCCUCUUCUCAUAUCUAAGGUUAUUUUGGAAUACACCUCUAAGGAACAUCCUGACAAGCUUCCCUUAGAAGAAUCUCUUAAAAAAGCUGAAGAUUUGUGUAAACAAAUAAAUGAACUUGUUCGUGAAAAAGAAAAUGCUGAGCAACUAGACUGGCUGCAAAAUCAUGUUCUGUCUGAUGAACUUUCAGAACCAUUGAAUUUUAAUUCUUUAACACAUGAUCUCGGCCCGAGAAAAUUGUUACAUUUUGGUUCUUUGAUGAGGAAGAAAAGUGGUAAAGAACUUAUGGGUUUCUUGAUGAAUGAUUUACUUUUGCUUGUUCAACCAACAAGACCGCUAGGUGGUUCAUUCAGCUUUGAAAAGCACCACUACAUCUCUUUCAGAAUAUAUAAGCAUGUGAGUUUUACUUAA